CAAAAAUGACUUCCCGCUAUAUUAUCCUAUUAGAAUGUCAACUUCUCUUGUAUACUAAUGCCCAGGAGCAAUCUUUUGAUAUGGAGAAGAUCCCAUUGUCCCCAAACAUGCUGCCGUAAGUGUUUGGCUCUGAUAACGGAAUUGUCCUUGAAUUCGCUCGAAAGAUAUUUAGAGCAUAUUGUAGACUUCCAGUCUGCAGAUUCUUAAUCCCCAGAGGUAAUACGGGACUGCUCUCUCAAUUUCAAGAAAAUCUCAGAAAUUCACUUCAUAUGCUCUGCCUGACUCUCUUUCCUCCUCGGCGAUUGAAUCUGCAAUUGUAUCCAAAUUAUGCUAGUUGCACCAAUGAGUGCUAGAACCUCUUCAUCAAUAUCAAGCUCUACAUGGAAGAACGUUAUCAUCGCACCGAUCCGAAUGCUAUGAGUUCAUUGCAUCUUUUGAUGAACAUCCAAGGUUGCCAUAGUGAAUAUGGUCAUACUCAUCCGAUCAAGAGCUCGGUAGUUCCCCAGCCAGUAGUGAAAACGAACAAAUCUCAAGAAAUUUUGGAAGAAGUCUCGGAAACAAAAAUGCCAUUCAUCACAACAACUCAACCGUCGGGGCAUCAACUUUUAUAUGCUCUUUGAAUUCCAUCUUCAUCUUACACAAUUCAAGCAAGACCACCUUCCAUCACAACCCAAAGCAAAAACCACACAAAGCUCAAGCAAAACUCCCACAACUACCAAUCCACAUUCUCCCGUCGUCCAAAAUGCCUCCAGCUAUCAUUCGAGAAACCAUGGUCCAAGACCUCCUCGAUUUCAUCCGCGAAGCCAUCCCCAUAAUCCACGAAGCCAGCACCGAACUCCUCGAACUAAUCCUAGAAAACGACCCCAGCACCUCCAACGUCGCAACAUUUUAUCGCCGCUGGAUACGGAUAAACCUCAUGCGACAACUCCUCCCACUAGAAGAAGAAGAGCGCCAAGAAUGGUUAAUCGACCUAUUCAGCGGUAGACAAAACACCGUCGAGUAUUUUGCCGAAACAAUGCUUUUAGUAUGUUGAUUCAUUUUUGGCUCUGGUUCUGGGUUUAUAAUUAUUGUUGAUAAUGAUAAUACUAAUGAUAAUAUAGAAUGGUAUAUGGACAGAAUCCAAAGAUAAAAAUGGGUUUCUCAUUUACCGCAUGCAUCGACUGAAAGAAACCAACUUCCGCAACUGGCUUCUACGACCUGAAAUCCAAGAAAUCUACAAAAUCCAAGUCCUGGAACUUCUUCCCCGCAUUCCAAACCCCAGUAUUGAGGGUUCAGAUUAUAUAACUAAUAGAGGAUCUAAAUGUACUGUUAAAUACCACUAUACUAUUAACAUAUCUAUAAAACUCAGUACUAACAUUCCAUCAGCAAGAUAUAAAAUUGUAAUUCCAAACUGGAAACAAGAAAUCAUCACCAUGAAGAAAGAACUCGCGGUUUCUCAAUCACAGGUUGAGGAGUUGAGAGAGGAGUUACGGAGGGCUAAUGAUGUUAUAGCGUCGCAAGUUAGAGCAAUGAGUGUAGGGAUAAACAAUUGAGGGUUGAGCGGAUGGGUAAUGGUAGGGUGGAAGAGGUGGGGAUAAAGAGGUAUAGGAGGUUGUUUAAAAGGUUAGGGAGUAGGGUGGGUGGUUGUUGUUGUUUUCUGCUGUGGAGGAGGGGCGAAUAGGGGAGGAUUCCUGUGCAUUAUGGAUGAAUUUGUACUUAGAUUUUGUUAGAUAGGGUAGAGGAUUGGUUUAGAGCUUUGUAUUGGGAAUGUUGUGAUGUAUAAUUCUGUAUUCCACUUCUUU
Messenger RNA from Sclerotinia trifoliorum, 1781 nucleotides. Lineage: Eukaryota; Fungi; Ascomycota; Leotiomycetes; Helotiales; Sclerotiniaceae. The record is from the annotation of a GenBank genome assembly.